This is a messenger RNA of Lethenteron reissneri (Far Eastern brook lamprey), 12938 nucleotides long. Its product is annotated as contactin-associated protein-like 2. Lineage: Eukaryota; Metazoa; Chordata; Hyperoartia; Petromyzontiformes; Petromyzontidae. The record is from RefSeq and is a predicted model, not a curated record.
UGUCUCUCCCGGCGGCUGCUCUCUGUGCUCUCAGAGAGGAGGAGGAGAGAGAGAGACACACAAACAGGGCAGAGCAUACGUUCACCUCCAUCCUCGACUGCAUCGACAGCAUCACAGUGCCCCCACCACCACCAUCACCGUCCAGCAAACAAUAGGCGCUCUCGCUCCACCCCGUCUAGGCAAUAAUCGCUCCAUUGUCAGCGGAAUCGGCAUCAGCUGCUGCAUCAUCAGCGGCAGCGUCGGUGUCAUCGUCAGUAGCAGCAGCAGCAGCCGUAGCAUCAGCAGCAGUAGCAUCAGAAUCAGUAGCAUCAGCAGUAGCAAUACCAACAUCAUCACCAGAAGCAGCAGUAGCAUCGGCAUAAAGAGCAGCAGCAGUAUCAUCAUCAGCAUUACCAUCAGUUGCGCGAGCAGUAUUAUCAUCAUCUGCAUUACCAUCAUCAGCAAGCAGCAUCAGCAACAAGCAGCAGCAGCAUCACCACUGCCAGUCGGACGAGCAUCAUCAGGUGAAGAGGAGGAGGAGGUGGUGGUGGAAGAAGAGGAGGAGGUGGAGGAGGAGUCGUGAUGAGGUGGACACGGGGAGCACUCAUCGGGCUCUGGGCGCUCUUCGCAGGUGCACGUCCAGCACCGGCCGCAUCGCCAGGUGACUCGUGCGAGGAGGUGCUCCUGGCCACUGCGUUCUCCGCCUCCUCGGAGCUCACAGGCGCUCACGCGCCCAGCUACGCGCGCCUCAACCGACGAGAGGGGGCUGGAGGCUGGGCCCCUGCCGCCGGGGACCCUGCCCCGUGGCUGCAGCUGGACCUGGGCUCGCGUGUGCGCGUGACGGGGGUGGCCACACAGGGCCGCUACGGCUCCUCCGAGUGGGUGCAGCGCUACCAGCUGCUCUACAGCGACGGCGCCGGAAACUGGAGGCGCUACCAGCGAGACGACAACCUGUGGGGCUUCUCCGGCAACGAGAACGCCGACUCCGUGGUCCGCCACGAGCUGCCGCGCCCGCUGGUCACGCGCUUCCUGCGCUUCGAGCUCCCCGGAGGGGGGGCCCCGGGAGACGCGGUGGGGGGCCAGGCCGGAGACGCGGGGGGCCGGCCUGGACUCAGGGUCGCCGUCUACGGCUGCCAGUACAAUUCGAGCGUGGCCUACCUGGACGGGCGCAGUCUGCUUUCGCUGCGCUUCGCGAGAAAGACGGAGCGCACCAUCAAGGACGUGGUGGCGCUGCACUUCAAGACGGGCGCCAGCGACGGCGUCCUGCUGCACGGGGAGGGCCAACAGGGCGACUACCUUACCCUCGCGCUGCACCGCGGGCGGCUACAGCUGCACAUCAACCUCGGCAGCAGCGCGUCCCGAGGGGUGAGCGGCCACACGCUCGUGUCGGCGGGCAACCUGCUCGACGACGAGCAUUGGCACGCGGUGAGCGUGCACCGCCACGGCCGCUACGUCAACCUCACCGUGGACCGACACUCGCGCCACGCGCGCACCAACGGCGACUUCGACUACCUGGACCUCGACUUCCAGGUCAGCUUUGGCGGAAUGCCCGGAGCGGGCAAGUCUGGCCCGUCCGCCAAUCGCUUCUUCCGCGGGUGCCUGGAGAACGUCAUGUACAACGGCGUCAACGUGAUCGACCUCGCGCAGCGGAAGAAGCCGGCGGUGCACGUGACGGGCAACGUGACGUCCCGCUGCCUUGACCCCGGCUCGACCUCCGUGACCUUCCCGCGCCCUGGCUCCUGGCUCCGUCUCGACGCUCCCCCGGGCCUCGCCUCCCUCUCCUUCUCCCUGGAGCUCCGCACGUGGCAGGAGCGCGCCCUCCUCCUCCACCUCCCCCUGGGGGGCACGGCGGGGGCGGGUGGCGGGGGGGCCGCGGGGGGGGGCUCCCUGUCCGUCGUGCUGGCCGACGGGCAGGUCAGCGUGUCGGUGCGACAGGCACGCCGGACCAACGCCCACAUCACCGCAGGGUCGGCCGUGAACGACGGGCAGUGGCACUCGGUGCUGGUGGAGGCUCGCCGCAACUUCCUCUCGCUCGUUCUGGACGGAGAGCCCUCGACGGCGAUGCACUCCAACAGCCAGCUCGACAUCGUCACGGGUGACCACUGCUACCUGGGAGGCUGCCCGGACGCGACCUCGUGCCCUGUCGCCACCCUGCCGCCCUCCUUCCUGGGCUGCGUGCGAUCCGUCGUUGUCCACCAGCGGGAAGUCGACCUCCGCCUCCUGGAGCGCGGCAUCCUGGGGAAUCACUCGCACCUGCAGGUGGACACCUGUGGGAUCCUGGACAGGUGCCUCCCCGACCACUGCGAGCACGGUGGCCGCUGCGCCCAGACGUGGGACUCGUUCUCGUGCCAGUGCGAGGGCACGGGAUACACCGGCACCACCUGCCAUCGCUCGGUGCACGAGCGAUCGUGCGAGGCCUACAAGCAGCUGGGCCGCUCCUCCGGCCUCUACUCCAUCGACACGGACGGCAGCGGCCCCUUGGGGCCCGUGCAAGUCUUCUGCAACAUCACAGAGGACGCGGUGUGGACGACGCUGCCCGCGACGCCGCGGGGUGCCACCGCGGCCGCCUCGGUGGUGGCGACGGCGGCGGUCGCCGUCUCGGGCUCGAGCCCUGAGCGGCCGCACGUGGCGCGCUUCUCCUACAACGCCACGGCCGAGCAGCUGGCGGCCGUGGCGGCGCAGGCCGAGAGCUGCGAGCAGCAGGUGGACUACUCCUGCCGACGCUCGCGACUCCUCAACUCGCCAGAGGGCCCCCCCAUGGUGUGGUGGGUCGCUCGAAGCGGUGAGCGGCAGUCCUACUGGGGCGGCUCAAGCCCCGGGGUCCACAAGUGCGCGUGCGGCAUCGAGCGCAACUGCACGCAGCCCCGCGUCCACUGCAACUGCGACGCGGACCUGCCCGUCUGGCAACGGGACUCGGGCCUCCUCACCUACAAGGAGCACCUGCCGCUGCAGCAGCUCGUCAUCGCGGACACGAACCGCACCAACUCCGCCGCCUCCUACCGCGUGGGUCCGCUGCGUUGCCACGGCGACAAGGGCCUCUGGAACGCGGCUCUGUUCACCAGCCAGUCGGCCUACCUGCUCUUCCCCACUUUCCGCGGGGAGACGAACGCCGACAUCUCCUUCUUCUUCAAGACGUCGGCGUCACACGGGAUCUUCCUCGAGAACCUGGGCCUGCAGCACUUCAUGCGCAUCCAGCUCAAGUCCCCCCAGGAGGUGAGCUUCGCGUUUGACGUGGGCGACGGCCCCGUGGAGGUGACGGCCUCCAGCCCGCGGCCGCUCAAUGACAACCAGUGGCACGGCGUGCGCGCCGAGCGCAGCGUCAAGCAGGCCUCGCUGCAGGUGGACGCGCUGCCCGCGCGCUCCUUCCAGGCGCCGGCACACGGCCACACGCGCCUGCUGCUCAACAGCAAGCUCUUCGUGGGAGCCUCGGCUUCAGGCCAGCGCGGCUUCCUGGGCUGCCUGCGCGCGCUGCACAUGAACGGCGCCGCGCUGGCGCUGGAGGAGCGUGCGCGCGUCACCGAGGGCGUGGAGCCCGGCUGCACUGGCCACUGCAGCAGCUACGGGGUGCUGUGCCGCAACCGGGGACGCUGCGUGGAGCGCUACAACGGCUACAGCUGCGACUGCACCCACACGCCCUUCCACGGACCCUUCUGCAAGCAAGAGGUGGGCGCGUUCUUUGAGAUGGGCACCCAGGUGCGCUACUCCUUCCCGGAGCCCGGCCUCGCCGCAGACCCCCUGGGGUGGCAUCAGCCGCAGCAGCCGCCCCCUCCCCUGUCCGGCGGGGAUCAGCGCGGGGAGCUGUCGGGGGAGCCGGGCGAGGGGAGUUGGCCCGGAGCGGGGCUCGGCGUGGAGCCGGGGGACCGCGUGCGCUUUGGGUUCAGCACGACGCACGCGCCCGCCGUGCUCCUUCACGUGAGCUCGUCCGCACCCGACGAGUUCCUCGCCGUUCUCCUGCAUCGCGACGGGAGCUUACACGUGCGCCUGGGUUUCGGGAGCACGGAGGAGUCAACGACCUCCGUGGCGGUGGACGUGCGCAACCUGACCAACGGGCAGCCCCACCUCCUCAACGUGACGCGCCUCGGAGCCGACCUCUACGUGCAGUUGGAUCACUACCCUGCGGUGAGGCACGUCCUGGCCGUCGUCGCGCCGAUCCAGAUGACCUCUCCCCGCGAGCUCUACCUCGGGCGCGUCCCAGACUCGGGCGGCGUGGACGCGGAGGUGCUGCGCGCGAACUCGCCGGGGUUCAGCGGUUGCCUGUCGCGCGUCGAGUUCAACGGCGCGGCGCCGCUCAAGGCGGCCCUGCGCUCGACCCCGCCGCCCUGGGUCACCGUGCGGGGGCGCCUUCUGCAGUCGGGCUGCGGCGCCGUGCCCCUCACCGUGCCCCCGGCCUCCAGCAGCACCCAGCCGUGGGCGCACGGCCUCGAUGGAAUCAACGGAGCGGGCGAUGGGGAGCGCGUGUCGAAGGGGAACAACACGAGAGCGGCUAUUAUCGGGGGGGUCAUCGCUGCGGUGUGCUUUGCGCUGCUGGCGCUGCUGGCGCUGCUGGCGCGGUGCAUGCUGCGGCACAAGGGCACGUACCACACGCACGAGGUGAAGGGCUCCGACACGGCCGACCACGGCGACUCGGCCAUCAUGGACCACGACCCGGCUUUCUCGGAGCCCAUCGAGGAGAGCAAGAAAGAGUGGUUCAUAUGAAGGCGCCAUCUCUCUCCCGUCCCCACCCCCUUUCCUCCGCCCCCUCCCCACGUAUCCAGGGGGGGGGGUGGGGGUGUUGGAGGGAGGGGGUUGUUGGUUCGCGGUCUUUUUUUUUUAGACAUUUGGGAGAAGUCGGGGAAGGGAGGGGAGACGGAUCAGCAGCGUGUCAUGUUUUACGACAAUGUACGAUAAAAAAAACAUUAAGUAUAUAUAAAAUUGUUCUGAUUUGGCACGAUACCGACAAGGAGCUAACCCAAACAAUUACGAAUCACAGUGUACUCCCGAGAGAGGGUUUCAUAUGCCGAUCUCGGAACAACCAAAAACAAAAAACAAGGAACGUCAAAGGCUGGUGUUGAGUCGCGCCCACAGUGGCGGUGGUCACGCUGACGGCUCACAGCAAACAAGCGCCUGGGCUCGAUUCCCCGACCUCGCGUGGUUUUCCGUGCGUGGGUUUGUGGCUUCUGCGCCUUUUCCCCACGGGUCCCCUCCGGGUUCUCCGGUUCUCUCCCGUGGCUAAAGAAAAGAAGGGGAGAAAAAAAAAACAAUCUUAACCGGGUGUUGGCCAAAAUCAUCCCGAUGCUGAAAAAUCGCCUGCGGAAAAAUGUUUCCGGUCGUCAAUUCGGAUUACAGCGGUGGCAUCGCUACCCCCAAGCCUGUGGCAGGACCCUCCCAAUAAAUUCCAGUCUCGAGACUCGCGGAGCCUUUAAGCGGGCUACACAAGCGUCGUAAACGAUAAUAAUAAUAAAAUAAUGUUAAAACGACGCAUCGGCAAGGGUUUUCCUUUCGUACAAAGUAUACGUUUCGUACGCAAUUACAAGUGGCCAAGAGAUGUUUGGUGGUACGCGUAGCGGCUGGUGGGGGCGGCGGGGGGUUACCGCCUUUCCGUGCGGCUGUUUGAGUCGUUACCACCGCGUACACGCGCGGGUUUUCUCCGGGUCCUCCGGCUUUCGCUCCCACGUGGUGAAGAAGAAAAAACCCGAAAAAAAACCGAAUUUAAAUACAAUUGGCCAAACAUCGCAACCUCGGCAGGACCCCUCGCGAUAAUUGAGUCUUGAGGCACGGCGAGGCUCCCACCUUGAACGUGCGAUGCGCGCCUGACACCAAUCGUUGGCGAGCGUUGUCGCGUUCGGGAACAUUUGGAGCCCCCACUACAACGAUGUUUUGUAUAAUGGUAACGAAUGUUUUUUUUUCUAUUUUCUAGUUCGGAUCGAUCCGCCAAAAAAAAUGUUGCUUCGCCGGAAACGAUGUAAAACACGAAGUGAGGUUUUUGCUGUUGUUGUUGUUGACUGUGCACCGUGCACCGAUCCCAACUGGGACGCACCGAUGCAGUCUAUCGACUUUGAUGCACCAAUAUAAAUCUAUCAAUUUCGGCUCACCAAUGUAAUAUUUCGACUGGGUUGCACCAAUGUAGUCCAUCAACUAAGACGCAUCAAAGUAAUCGAUCAACUUGGAUGCACAAAUGUAGUCAAUCAACUGAGACCCAUCAAAGUAAUCGAUCAGCUUGGAUGCACAAAUGUAGUCAAUCAACGAAGACUCACCAAUGCAAUCUUAUUAACUUGGACUCACCAAUGUAAUCACUCGACUAAGACGCACCGAUGUAACCGAUCAACUUGGACUCGCCAAUGUAAUCAAUUAACUUGGAUGCACCAAUGUAGUCCAUCAACUAAGACGCAUCAAAGUAAUCGAUCAACUUGGAUACGCAAAUUUAGUCAAUCAACUAAGACCCAUCAAAGUAAUCGAUCAACUUGGAUGCACAAAUGUAGUCAAUCAACUAAGACUCACCAAUGUAAUCUUAUCAACUUGGACUCACCAAUGUAGUUAAUCAACGAAGACUCACCAAUGCAAUCUAUGAACUUGGACUCACCAAUGUAAUCAAUCGACUAAGACGCACCGAUGUAAUCGAUCAACUUGGACUCGCCAAUGUAAUCAAUUAACUUGGAUGCACCACAAUGUCACUUAUAUCCCCCCCCCCCCGCAAAAGAGGACACGUGGUGUCACGCAGCAUUGGGAGAUGCCACUUUUGUACGCAAUGAGGGGGCGUUACGUUAUUACGCAAUGUUUAUGUUGCGUUAUUACAUGUUAACGUUACGUUAUUACACAACUUUACGUUAUUACACAAUGUUUACAUUACGUUAUUACACGUGUACGCUACGUUAUUACACGUUUACGUUACGUUAUUACGCAACGGUUACGCUAUUACACGUUUCCGUUACACUAUUACGCAAUGUUUACGUUACGUUAUUAUACAACGGUUACGCUAUUACACAACGUUUACAUUACGUUAUUACACGUUUACGUUACGUUAUUACGCAAGGUUUACGUUAUUGCACAACGUUUACUUUACGUUAUUGCACACAUUUACUUUACGUUAUGGCAUGUUUACGUUACGUCAUUACACAACGUUUCCGUUACGUUAAACGGUGGCGAAAUCCCCCCCCCCCCCCCCCGACAACCCCGCCCCUCCAGAUUUGUUCCCAAUUUUUCUGUUGUUGAGAAAAUUACAAAUCUUAACAUUUUAAACCUGAAACUCGUCCCUCUUGGGCAAAAUGUACCUUGAGGUGGGGAGGGGGGGUUGGGUGUAGCACCAGGGAUGGCCAAAGGGGGGGGGGGGUGAGGGACUCAAGUUGGGGGGGAUUCACCCCCACGUCGCGUGUAAAAGCGGAGGCCCCACAACGGAUACGUGUGGAUGGUGGAACACGUUGGGCUCAUUCGUCAUCGUCAACAUUGGGAAAAGAAUUGCAACCCGGAGCCUGCCCCAGGAAUCUCGGUGGUAACCACAGGAAUCUCGGGGUAACCGCAGGAAUCUCGGUGGUAACCCCAGGGAUCUCGGUGGUAACCCCAGGGAUUUCGGUGGUAACCCCAGAAAUCUCGGGGUAACCCCAGAAAUCUCGGUGGUAACCCCAGGAAUCUCGGGGUAACCCCAGGAAUCUCGAGGUAACCCCAGGAAUCUCGGUGGUAACCCCAGAAAUAUCCGGGUAACCCCAGGAAUCUCGGUGGUAACCCCAGGAAUUCUGGGGUAACCCCAGGAAUAUCAGUGGUAACCCCAGAAAUCUCGGGGUAACCCCAGAAAUCUCGGUGGUAACCCCAGAAAUCUCGGUGGUAACCCCAGGAAUAUCGAGGUAACCCCAGGAAUAUCGGUGGUAACCCCAGGAAUUCUGGAGUAACCCCAGGAAUAUCGGUGGUAACCCCAGAAAUCUCCGGGUAACCCCAGGAAUCUCGGUGGUAACCCCAGAAAUAUCGGUGGUAACCCCAGGAAUCUCGGUGGUAACCCCAGGAAUCUCGGUGGUAACCCCAGGAAUAUCGGUGGUAACCCCAGAAAUCUCGGUGGUAACCCCAGAAAUCUCGUUGGUAACCCCAGGAAUCUCGGGGUAACCCCAGAAAUCUCGGUGGUAACCCCAGGAAUCUCGGGGUAACCCCAGAAAUCUCGGUGGUUGCCCCAGGAAUCUCGGUGGUAACCCCAGGAAUCUCGGGGUAACCCCAGAAAUCUCGGGGUAACCCCAUAAAUCUCGGUGUAACCCCAGAAAUCUCGGGAUAACCCCAGGAAUCUUGGGGUAACCCCAUAAAUUUCGGUGGUAACCCCAAGAAUCUCGGUGGUAACCACAGAAAUCUCGGUGGUAACCCCAGGAAUCUCGGGGUAACCCCAGAAAUUUCGGUGGUAACCCCAGAAAUCUCGGUGGUAACCCCAGGAAUCUCGGGGUAACCCCAGGAAUCUCGGGGUAACCCCAGGAAUCUCGGUGGUAACCCCAUAAUUCUCGGGGAUAACCAUAAGAAUCUCGGUGGUAACCCCAGGAAUAUCGGUGGUAACCCCAGGAAUAUCGGUGGUAACCCCAGAAAUCUCGGUGGUAACCUCAGAAAUCUCGUGGUAACCUCAGAAAUCUCGUGGUAACCCCAGGAAUUUCGGGGUAACCCCAGGAAUCUCGUGGUAACUACAGGAAUCUCGGUGGUAACCACAGAAAUCUCGUGGUAACCCCAGGAAUCUCGGGGUAACCCCAGGAAUCUCGGUGGUAACCCCAGGAAUCUCGGUGGUAACCCCAGGAAUUCCGGGGUAACCCCAAAAAUAUCGGUGGUAACCCCAGGAAUCUCAGUGGUAACCCCAGAAAUCUGGGUGGUUAACCCCAGAAAUCUCGGUGGUAACCCCAGGAAUCUCGGGGUAACCCCAGGAAUCUCGGGAUAACCCCAGGAAUCUCGGUGGUAACCCCAGAAUUAUCGGGGAUAACCAUAAGAAUCUCGGUGGUAACCCCAGGAAUAUCGGUGGUAACCCCAGGAAUCUCGGUGGUAACCUCAGAAAUCUCGUGGUAACCCCAGGAAUCUCGGGGUAACCCCAGGAAUCUCGGUGGUAACCCCAGGAAUCUCGGUGGUAACCCCAGGAAUUCCGGAGUAACCCCAAAAAUAUCGGUGGUAACCCCAGGAAUCUCAGUGGUAACCCCAGAAAUAUCGGUGGUAACCCCAGGAAUCUCGGGGUAACCCCAGGAAUCUCGGUGGUAACCCCAGGAAUCUCGGUGGUAACCCCAGGAAUUCCGGGGUAACCCCAAAAAUAUCGGUGGUAACCCCAGGAAUCUCAGUGGUAACCCCAGAAAUCUGGGUGGUAACCCCAGAAAUCUCGGUGGUAACCCCAGGAAUCUCGGGGUAACCCCAGGAAUCUCGGGAUAACCCCAGGAAUCUCGGUGGUAACCCCAGAAUUAUCGGGGAUAACCAUAAGAAUCUCGGUGGUAACCCCAGGAAUAUCGGUGGUAACCCCAGGAAUCUCGGUGGUAACCUCAGAAAUCUCGUGGUAACCCCAGGAAUCUCGGGGUAACCCCAGGAAUCUCGGUGGUAACCCCAGGAAUCUCGGUGGUAACCCCAGGAAUUCCGGGGUAACCCCAAAAAUAUCGGUGGUAACCCCAGGAAUCUCAGUGGUAACCCCAGAAAUAUCGGUGGUAACCCCAGGAGUCUCGGGGUAACCCCAGGAAUCUCGGUGGUAACCCCAGGAAUCUCGGUGGUAACCCCAGGAAUUCCGGGGUAACCCCAAAAAUAUCGGUGGUAACCCCAGGAAUCUCAGUGGUAACCCCAGAAAUCUGGGUGGUAACCCCAGGAAUCUCGGGGUAACCCCAGAAAUCUCGGUGAUAACCCCAGGAAUCGAGGAGUAGCUCCAGGAAUUUCUGGGCGGCCUCCAGGUGGCAGGCAGCAGGGCCGUUUGACUCUCCGUGACUUUGCUGAAAUAGGACGAGAUUUGCUUUUUUUAUUUUUUCACGCGAUGUAUUUAGUUACCUAUUUAUCUACUUCUCGACGUAUUUAUUUAUUUUUAUACCUGAAUCCCCGGCUGACCGUGUCCACGGAGAGGGAAGUCGGGGGAGAGUUGCGAGCUGAGACGGUUUUUUGGCACAGCCAUUGAAGCCCAUUCUGUUGCUGUGUUCGCAGCGAUUAAUUCUCGCUUGGGGCAUUACCGUUUACCGGGCUGUAGUCGGUUCAUCGUCAUUUUCCGCUUCAGCGGCGCGCGCGUGCACGUGUGCGCGCGCGUGGCACAAACCGAACCGCAUGGCUUGCAAUUACAGAUGAAGGACGAAAGGUCUUAAGUUCUCUCCGACGCGCGUUCGGACUCGGCACGACGGCCGACGUUUCGCUCCAGGAACUACCUAAUCAAGAUCGGGAGCCGAUUCGGUUGUUAUUUUUUUCCACUCCCGGAAGCGCGCGGAGAGAAACGUCGGACGUCGCUUCGCAGGGAGCGCUCGGUACGACCCCGGGGCAACACGCACCGGAGCGAUGCACGGCACGAACCGCGCUGCCCCCUCGGCCAGAGGCGAUGACGGAUUUGCGCCCGCGGUAGGCAGUACAGCAAGUAGGUUUACUCGGUGUCGAUCUGUGCUGCAGCAGCUGUUGAACGGUUCCGUUCUAGUCCGUGUGCGCGGUCUGUCGAACCGCUCCGGUUUCCUCCCACGCGCAAAAGUUGGCGGAAAGACGCGAGGGAGGGAUUUCUUCUCAGCUGCCCUCGUUGGGGAAAGGACAAUAAAAACCGAGGCGUCUCGAGGCUCAGGGAGGCCUUCCUGGGUGAGUGACGCAUGGCUCGUGUUCUAGACCUGACACGAGAAUGAGGUAGCUAGACCACAACCGUGUCGCCGGUAUGACAAAAAGAGGCGAUUUAAAAGAAAACGUUGAAAAAGAAUUACAAUUUCCGAGUGCCAAAUAUAGGGGUUUAAACUCACCGACGUACGCACGUGCGUUUUUGUUUGUGUUACCUUGUUAGCGACAGUUUACAGAACGGUAAAACAAGUCCAAUCAUCGUCCUCGUCAUCAAUGCUUUAAUGUGGCAUUGAUGUGGCUUUUGUGUGUGUGGGGAGGAGUGGGGAGGAGGGGGGGGGGUUAGGGUGAAAUGGUUUUGAUCAAAGUCUGAACCGUGCGGUCAGAAUUUGAGAAUCCUGCGACAGUCGGGGAUGACACUUUGAGUAGGGAACGUAUGGAGCAAGGUUGGGGGGGGGGGCAUCGUUUUGACAACAGUGGCCUCAGCAACUUUCGCCGGUUCUCAGCGUUUGCCAACGAUGGGUUUUGGUUGGCUUUUUGGCCAAAAAAAUACAGGUCCUUCCAGGCAAUAUCUUGCACAGAGAGAGAUAGAGAGAUACAGAUACACCAUACGCACCUACACAGGUGCCUCCUCAUAAAAAGUUAACAGCUAUAUUCCAAGAAUGGUUAAAUGUGUGUAUGUACGUUGAACUUAUUUUGCACCGUACGUAGCCAACCGCGCUAAUCGGAGGUGCGGGGGAAGGACAGCAAACUAAACGCAAAAAGCAGUUCUCUGAAGACAUUGAACGGUGUCUUCUUUUAAGCUGGGGUAGUGGUCGUUAAGGGAUGUUUCAAACAUUUAAUUGUCAGCGAAGUAAGUCGUAGGCCUGAGCAGGCAUGUUCAAAUCUGAAAAGGAUGAUGGCCGAUGGUCGAGACUGAUGAUGGAUUGGCAGCCAAAGGGAGGAGAACCCCCAUCGGGAAUGGGACAUCCAUCCCUUGUGAGGGAGAUGGAGCGUCGGAAUCGGCACGUGUGCAGGCGGUCGAUGGAAUUUUUCAUCGCGGGACCAUGAGGGAUGGAGAGACGCCUUGAUGAGUAGGCCUUCAUCCAGCAGUGGAGAGCUAUUGCGGGCUGAUUGUGAGGUCAGGAGAGCGGUAGCCGAUUGGCCAAAUGGCAGGUGGCGAUGCGCGUGGGUUCGUGGAUCGCACGUAGAUCACCCCCGGAGGUGGCCAUGAGGUGGCCGUAUAACAGCAAACGAGUUCACGAACUCAUCUAUGCGGACUCUUCGGUGUUUUUCCGUCGUAGGUGUGGUGGGUUUUUUCUGGGUACUCAAGUAUCCUCACACAUAUUAAGCAAAGCCCUUCUUCGUUGAAACAAUGAUUUUGCCAAACAUUCCAGUGUAUCGGGACCUUCCAGGAAAACUUGCUUUUUUUAGGUCUUGAGACUCGCGUGUGGCUUUCACGACUUUCAUAAUGGGCGCCGCGGUGGCUAGGAGAUGUUAACUCCCUCGCCUGGUAUGCAGGAGGUCGUGGGUUAGAUUCCGACCCUGACGCCUGCUGCUGUAUAUUUGGAGUUUGAAUGUUCACCCCGUGAUCACGUGGAUUUUUCUCCAAAUUUAAAAAAACAUGCAUAGAGAGUAUUUAUCUACUUUGAAUUUCCACGUGAUUUAGACACUUUGUUGAGCUAUCAUUUGCGAUGGCCAGGUUUCUUCUGAAUAAGAAACCUGAAUAAGAAACCUGGUAAAACCUGGUAAAAUAAAGAGUUUAGUUUUCAAGCAUAUUUAUUUAUUUUCAUUAAAGUUUCAUCUAUCCCAAGAUUCUACGAUACAAACAACAUGUUCCGUUCCAAAUGUUUCCCAAAAGUUAAUCGCAACCAGAGCUUAAUUUGACAAGGUAUAUUUUUCAAAAAUCUCCACCCCCCCACUCCCCCACACUCAUUUGACAGUGGGGAGGGAGCGCGGGGGAAUUGUUUUCCGGAGCUAAGGCCCCCGACAGCUCCCGACUGAAAUGAAGCCCUCGGUAUCGAACCUUCUUUGUCCUAGCGCCGACAGGUGUAGUUUACAGUUGCCCAUAACCCGGGCAGUGUGUUGUGUGCUGUAACCCGCUGUACAUAAUUAAACAAAAAAAGUGUUUAAUAAUAUUGUAAUAUUAUUACUGUAAUUGGUAACGGUGGUGGUGACAACAUUAACAAUAACGGUGCAGUGUGUGGCGUUUGUCGCUGUCCGUGUGUUUAAUCGACGUAAUUUGGGGGUGGUGGUGGAGGGGGGUGAGGUGGAAUUGCGUGAUUAAAAGU